AAUCUAGUGGACGGAACGCUUCUUUCAACAGCAGCAACAGUUAGUCAGACACCUCCGUAGCUUGAUAGACAAAAUAGACGAACCAAUAAAGCUCGUUAGACGCUUUAGUGUAUAUUAGACACAGUUUUUUUAAACACACUUCUGUCGUCUAGUUAGUUAUCCGCUUUAAUGUCAUAUUUGCGGUGUUGUUGUUAUUAUUCAACUAGCGGGCUGGUUCAGUUAACAUUAGCCUAGCUAGCUAACAUCUCCGACCAUGAGUUCACUAAGCUACUCUCCUCCUGCUAAAGAAGAGGAGGUCUGCUGGACGGAGGAAGAGGGUCUCGUCAAAGAGGAGGAGGAAGAAGAAGCUGUUACAGUAAAACGAGAAGUAGAGAGUGAAGCUGUUAUAGUGAAAGAAGAGAAAGACGUUUCAGUGAAAGAAGAAGAAGACGCGUUCAGAGUGAAAGAGGAGGAGGAUGCCAUUUUUGGAGUAAAAGAGGAGGGGGAGAUGACUGUUACAUCGAAAAGGGAGGAGGAGGAAACUGGAUAUCUGGGCCCCGUUUCCCAAAGCUCCCUUAAGGCAUCUAGGCAUGGUUCUAAAGAUGAAGUUAGCCGUGAAAUGCAUUUGGGAAACCGGGGCCUGAUAAACACUAGAGAAGGAUGUGACUAUCGUGGAUCCUCUGGGGAGCCUCAACAACAGCAUGAUGCUGAAGAGACAGAGAAGAGUCUCUCCACAUCAGAACACCUCAAUAAACACCCGCAGAGACCCACAGGGAAGAAACCUCACCGCUGCUCUGACUGUGGGAAGAGAUUCCCCUCUUCAGCUGGCCUUAAAAGACAUCUGAGAAUCCACACGGGAGAGAAACCUAAUAGCUGUGAUCAAUGUGGGAAGAGUUUUAGUGUUACAAGCAGCCUGAAAGCACACCAGAGAACACACACAGGAGAGAAACCUUACAGCUGUUAUCAGUGUGGGAAAAGUUUUACUUCAUCUAGCCACCUGACCAUACACCAGAGAACACACACAGGAGAGAAGCCUUAUAGCUGUGAUCAAUGUGGGAAGAGUUUUACUACAUCUAGCUGUCUGACUAUACACCAGAGAACACACACAGGAGAGAAACCUUAUCACUGCUCUCACUGUGGAAAGAGUUUUGUUAUCUCAGGAAAUUUAACAUCACACCAGAGAACACACACAGGAGAGAAGCCUUAUAGCUGUAAUCAAUGUGGGAAGAAUUUUUCUCACUCAGGCAACCUGAUAGCACACCUGAGAAUACACACUGGAGAUAAACCUCAUUGCUGCUCUGACUGUGGGCAGAGAUUCAUCUUUUUAGCAGAUCUUAAAAUACAUCAGAGAAUCCAUACAGGAGAAAAACCUUACCACUGCUCUGACUGUGGAAAGAGUUUUGUUUCAUCAAAACAUUUAAAAUCACACCAGAAAACACACACAGGAGAGAAGCCUUAUAGCUGUGAUCAAUGUGGGAAGAGUUUUAGUGUUACAAGCAGCCUGAAAACACAUCAGAGGGGACACACAGGAGAGAAACCUUAUAGCUGUGAUCAAUGUGGGAAGAGAUUUGUUACAUCUAGCAGUCUGACUAUGCACCAGAGAAUACACACUGGAGAGAAACCUCAUAGCUGUAGUCAAUGUGACAUGAGAUACUCUGAUAAAAGAUCUCUGAUUAAACACCAGAAAAUACAU
Messenger RNA from Oncorhynchus kisutch (coho salmon), 1672 nucleotides. RefSeq names its product zinc finger protein OZF-like. The annotation marks the transcript as partial. The transcript is spliced from 2 exons. Gene Ontology annotation, biological process: regulation of transcription by RNA polymerase II. Lineage: Eukaryota; Metazoa; Chordata; Actinopteri; Salmoniformes; Salmonidae. Gene Ontology annotation, molecular function: RNA polymerase II cis-regulatory region sequence-specific DNA binding; DNA-binding transcription factor activity, RNA polymerase II-specific. The record is from RefSeq and is a predicted model, not a curated record.